Messenger RNA from Brassicogethes aeneus, 3181 nucleotides. The record is from the annotation of a GenBank genome assembly. Lineage: Eukaryota; Metazoa; Arthropoda; Insecta; Coleoptera; Nitidulidae.
AGAUUUGAUUUAAAAAAUAACGUAUAUUUGUUUUUGAUCUAUGAUGCUCUCAUAUAGUGCCUUCGAAGAGACAGGUAGUUAAUUUGAAGGCUGUAUUGUAUAAGUUAAUUCCUUUCCUCAAAAUUAUUGUUUGUUAAGAAGAAAGAAAAAACAAUCUUGCUAGGUAGUAAGAGCCAAUUUUCCCAGACAGGAAAUAAAUAAAUAGAAGUGUAAAAAAGCUUUAAAAGGAAUUUACAGUGUGUAACUAUUAGGUUUUAUAAUCAUAAUGGCUUACUUUGCGAAAGACAAUAGCCAAAAUGUUAAAGUUGUGGUCAGAUUAAGGCCUCUAUCUGAUGGAGAAUACAACCGUGAUGCCUUUUUGGUUGUAAAAUGCAGUUCUAAGAAAGAUAUAUCCAUCAAAGAAAAAAAAUAUUCUUUUGAUCAUGUUUUUGGGCCUGAAUGUUCACAGUUGGAUGUAUAUGAAUGUGUUGUUUCUCCUAUGAUUCCAGACAUAAUUUCUGGAUAUAACUGCACUAUAUUUGCUUAUGGGGCAACUGGCACAGGCAAAACUUUUACUAUGACAGGAGGAAAUACAAACAGUAAACAAGAUUGGCGAACAGAUCCUACAGCGGGGAUUAUACCUAGAUCUGCUAUUAAUUUAUUUGAAGAGUUGGAAUUAAUUCAAAAUUCAAAAUAUACAGUUCGUGUUUCCUUUCUUGAAUUAUACAAUGAAGAGGUCAGAGAUUUGCUAACAGAUGAUGAUAGAGUGCCACCUUUGAAUGUUUUCAAUGAUCCUAACAACAAAGGUUCUGUAUGGAUACAAGGUGUGAAAGAGGUGACUGUGUGUCAUAGAAAUGAUAUUUUUGAUUUGCUGGAAAAAGGCAAUUUAAAAAGGAUGUUUGCUCCCACACUGAUGAACCAUAACAGUUCAAGAUCCCAUACAGUUUUUUCAAUGACAGUUAAUAUAAGCGAGAUUUCAAGCAGCGGAAGAGAAAGCAUUAAGUCUGGAAAAUUAAAUCUUGUUGAUUUGGCUGGUAGCGAAAAUAUCGCCAGAAGCGGGGCUAAAGAUAUUAGAGCUAAAGAAUUGUCUAAUAUCAAUAAAUCCCUUCUAACAUUAGGUAGGGUGAUACACGCUUUGUCUGAAUCGAAGAAACCACAACACAUCCCCUACAGGGAUUCCAAGCUGACGCGCAUCUUGCAGGACAGUUUGGGCGGCAGGACGAAGACCUGCGUGAUUGCCACGUUGUCUCCUGCGCACACCGCCUACGACGAGUCGCUCAGCACGUUGGAGUACGCGCACAGAGCGAGGGACAUCAAAAACUGCCCGGAAAUUAACGAGCAAGUCAGCGCAGAGCAAAUCGAAAAAGAUUUAAAUAAAGUCAUGGAAAAGCUCCAAAAAGAGCUGAAUGAUGCAAUAACGCAAAACAAUGGAUUUUAUAUAGACACAGAUGACUACAAUGAAAUGCAGGAGGAAAUAUCACGUGAUAGGUCUGCAAUGAACGAUCUGGACCAGCACAUCGGUCGCUACAAGAAAAAAAUAAACGAUCUGGAACAAGUGAAAAUGUUGAAGUUGAAAGGCAUCGACGAUCUGAAGGAGUCUUUCGAAACCACGAAGAAAAAAGUUGAACUGUACGACAGCCAUAUCAGGAAAAUGGAGGGGGAGAUCGACAAGGAGCGACAUCUGUGCAACCUGUUGGAAACUAAGCAAUCGGAGUUGUGCGAAGAAGCGCAAUCUUUGCUCAAAACGACGAGGGAAAAAGUUCAGUCUGUCGAUGUACUGAGCGUCGAGGCAGUCCAGGGUUACAUAAUAUCCUCAAAAAGCGAAGUGAUAUCUAAAGAAGUAGCGCAAACAACAAAAGAGUACCUGAACCAAAUCUCAACCCACAAUUCCGAGUUAGUAAAAUCCUUGUCGGAAAAGAUGGAAUCCUCCAACAAAACCUACUGCGAUUUUUUGGAGCGUCGCAACAAGUUACUAAAAAUCCACGGUGUAAUUCGCGACUACGACUACAAAGAGCCGAGUGAGGAUAACUCGGCCGUGCUCAGAUUGGCUCCUCUAAUGAAAAACAUGCUUGAAAACAUCGAAGGGUUUGCGGCUAUCUACCGGGAAACUAUGGAAAAUGUUGAGGAAACGCUGGCGAAAAACCACAGCCGAGAAGUCCAGUAUUUUCAGGAAAAGUGCGAGACAAUAUUAUGCAACUUAAAUAAUAAUAAAAAAUCCACAUGUGAGACACUACUGGAAAUAAGCGAAAAAAGGCGCAGAGAAUUCGAUGAAAUUAUUGAAGAUUUAAACACGUUUUCUGGAAUAUUAAACAUCACAAAUGAAAAACAGCUUGGUCCUAAAAGUGACUUACACACGGAAUUCGAGAGGGUUAAACAGAAGGAUUUGAACGAAAUCCGAGGUUUGGUACUUCGUGGUUUUGAUGAUUUAAAAAUCAGGCUGGACAAAAACGACAAUGACGCUGAAAAAAAAGUUGAUGCAUUCUACGAAAUUGCCCAGGAAGUAAACAAAAAAAUAGUCAAGGUUACAAUGGAUCUGAUAAACAACCUUAAUGAAGAUAUAAUAAGUCUCAUAACAAAAAUCAGAAGUGUUUUUGAAAAAAAAUUAACUGAUAUUACGGAUACAUGUAAAAAGUUUAUGGGAAUAAUAAUUACAGCAGCUAAGAAAUUUGAUGCAACUAAUGAGAGUAUUAAACCUCACCUGGCCAAUCUACUGGAAAAGAACGAUAUGCUAACAACCCAACUAAAAAGUGUAGCCGAAGAUUACCCUUCCGUUAUUUCCUCCAACCUAAACAAUUUAAUAAAAUCCCAUGAAAAAAACAUAAAAACAACGGUUGAAAAUUUACAAAAUGAAGAGAUAAGCAAAUUUGAACAAAACAUUUUACCUGUCAGGCAUGCCGGCGAUACGCCGUGUAAAUCUCUAAUGGACCGGGAAAAAUUGCAGAUAUCACCGUUCUUGAAGUCUUUAAAGCGAGAGGACAUCGUUAAGGAAUAUAAGCCAGAUCCCAAUGAUUCAAUAAAUGAUUCAAUCAGUAUUUUGGACAAUUCAUCAACAGAAUAAACAGUUUAUUUAUUAUUUAAUCUAAUAUUCCAAAAAUUAUAUUUGUUUAAAAAUAUAUAUGGGUCAGAAUUUCUCAAACGGGCCACCUGAAUUAGGUCAAAAUUAGUUUUUGAUUGUAGAUACAUUUUUUCGAUAGUAUUUUAC